AUGAAUAGAAAAGAAAACAAAGAAACUAUCACUAUUGUUUGGUUCGAUUCUAAUAUUCAUUCAAACAAUAAUACAGAAAACAUCAAUGAAAAAUUACGUCAAAUUAAUGAUUAUGUUCUAUACUACGACGAGAGCGAGCCUUGUAUUAAAUAUAUUAACUCGAUUGGCAAAGAGAAAAUCUUCUUAAUUACGUCGAGUAAUAAUGCCCCUCAGAUAUUAUCUCAGAUCGACACGCUUCCACAAAUCAAUUCCAUCUUCAUAUUCGAUUUCGAUAAAAAUCAAGGCAAAGAAUUUGUUUAUCAACAUUCGAAAUUCAUUGGUAUUUAUACUGAAUUAGAUAAGUUGUACUCAUCAAUUGAAGAACAAAUUGAACUUGAUGAUGAACUAUUUCAAACAUUCAGUUUCUUUGAUCAAUCUGAAUAUGUAACACACGAUUUAUCGAAACAAACUUCUGAUUUAUUUUGGUAUCAACUUUUCAAUAAUAUUAUUUUGGAAUCAUCACAUAAUCAAUUAGCAAAGAAUGAAAUGAUCAAUUUUUGCCGUCAAUACUAUCAAGGUAACUUAAGAUACUUGAAAUUAAUUGAUGACUUUGAACGUGAAUAUCGUCCAAAUCAAGUCAUUCAAUGGUAUUUGAAAAAAUCAUUUCCCUAUGGAAUGAUUAAAAGAGCAUUACAAAUAAAAGUUAUGGAUCAACUGCAUGCAUUAAGAUAUUUCAUGUGUGAUCUUGCACAAAGUUUUACCGAUCAACAUCAGAAUAAGAUUCAAUAUGAAUGUGAAAAUUUUACUGUAUAUCGAGGUAUGAAAUUAUCGACUGAUCAAUUAGACGAAUUCAAAAAAAAUGAAGGAAAACUUCUUUUAAACAAUGGAUUCUUGACAGCAACUCGACAUCGUCCUAAUGCGCUGAAUUCGGCUCGCAAAUCAAUAAGACAAAAGAAUUUUAUUCUUGCAGUUUUCGAAAUCGAGUUAAAUGCACAAGAUUUUAACAGAACUGUUCUCUUUACUGACAUAGACAAAUGUAAUGAGUACUCGAAGCAAAAUGAUAUUCUCUUCAGUUUAGGUGUCACAUUUCGUUUGAACAAUAUUGAAUUUCAUGAAAACGUUUGGAUUAUUAAAAUGAGCAGCUCAAAUGAAGAAAAAAAUAUUCUAGAAAAAUAUAUUGAAGAUACACAUCGUCAAAUCGAUGAUCAAAGUACGGAGAUUAUAUUUGGACGUCUCAUGUUAGAUAUUGGCCAGUGGAAUCAAUCACAAAAUUAUUUUGAACGCUUAUUAAUUGAUUCGAAUAGUAUAGAUCAAUCUUGGAUACAACAUAGUCUUGGUGAAAUUCAUUAUUUGAAAUCAGAAUGGAAUAUCGCACAUAAAUAUUAUGGUCCUGCUUACGAUCAGAUGAUGGAUCCAAAACAAAUGCGUAUUAAAGAUUCAGCUCGAGUACUUUCCGACAUUGGAGAGACUCUGUUUGCACAAGGAAAAUUCGAAGAGGCCAUGAAUUAUCAUCAACGAGCAUUAGCAAUUCGAAAGGAAUAUUAUCCUUCCGAUCAUGUGCAUAUUGCUACUAGCUUUCGUAAUAUUGGUGAUGUCUUAUUUAUUCAAAACAAAUACGACGAAGCAUUUUCAUACUUGCAACAGGCACUAACAAUUUUGGAGAAAUAUUACAAGUGCUCUCAUAUAGAUAUGGGUAAGUGUCUCAUCAGCAUUGGACUGUGUUUUCGUGAGGAAAACAAUCACGAAAAAGCUCUUGAAUUUCAUCGACAAGCAAUAGAAAUCUACGAAAAAUAUUAUCCUUUGGGCCAUUUAUACAUUGCAAGGACGCUCAAUAAUAUCGCAGAUCUUCUAUAUCGACAAGAGAAAUAUUAUGAAGCUAUCAAUAUUCAUCAACGAGCGUUGUCAAUGCAAAAGAAAUGCUAUCCAUUUGAUCACAUCUAUCUCGCUAACCAUCUUUGUACGAUUGGCCUUAUUAACCAUGGAUUAAGAAAUUAUGCUUCUGCUUUGAAACUUUUUCAGCAAUCAUUGACAUUACAGCAAAAAUACUACACAUCCGGUCAUGUCGAUCUUAUAUGUGUGUUGAAUAACAUUGGUGAUACUUUGAAUAUAUUAGGAGAGUUUGAUAAUGCUAUGAAUUUUCAUCAGCAGGCACUCGCGACGUUGGAGAAAUAUUAUCCAACUUUUCAAGUCAGCAUAGCAUUCACAUUCAAUCGAAUCGGAGAAGUUCUACGCAGUCAAAAGAAAUAUGAAGAAGCUAUAUGUCAUCACAAACAAGCAUUGAUGAUGCAAAGGAACUACUAUCCAUCGGGUUAUGCCAAUAUAGCUUGCACACUUACAAACAUAGGUUAUGCAUUAUUCCAACAUGAAAAAUUUGAUGAAGCUUUAUAUCAAUAUCAACAAGCACUUGCAACACUCGAAAAAUACUGUCCAUAUGCUCUUGGUAGCAUUGCUUAUAGUUUGAACUAUAUCGGUAUUACUCUAAUUAGUCAAGAAAAGUUUGAUGAAGCCAUAGAUUAUUUUCAGAGAGCAUUGGAAAAUCAAAAGUGCUAUUAUGGUUGUGACCAUCUCACUCUUGCCGAUACCCUUACCCACAUUGGUAUGGUACUUCAUCGUCAGAAAAAAUAUGAUGACGCCAUGACAACUUAUAAAAAAGCCUUAGAAAUUCAAGAGAAAAAUUAUCCUUCAGGACAUGCCAACAUCGCCACAACGCUAAAUCAAAUCGGUUGGUUACUGUUAGGCGAAAAGAAGUAUAAUGAAGCACUUAGAUUUUAUGAACAAGUACAUUCAUUACUUAUAAACCUUGGAAGCAGUUAUCCCUCGGAUCAAUUGCAGAUGGCUAACAUUUUAAGAAACAUUGGUAACGUUCUAUAUUUACAAGAUAAAAACCAAGAGGCUGUUAUAUAUCAACAACGUGCAUUAUCGAUCGAAGAAAAAAUCUUACCACCAGAUCACACUGAAAUUGCGAGUAUAUGCAUAGAGAUUAGUCGUAGUUUGCGUAGUCAAGGUAAAUAUACUAAUGCAUGUGAGUUCGAACAACGAGCUCUAACAAUUCAAGAGAAAAUUAGUCCAUUGAAUUACUCGAAUAUAGUUGAUAGAUUGAAUAAUAUUACUAAUAUUCUCUGCGAUCAAGGAAAAUACGAUGAGGCACUAUUGUAUCAACAACGAACGUUAGGGAUACGAGAAGUACAUUAUUCGUCAGAUCAUAAAAACAUUGCGAAUGAUCUUACAAGUAUUGGAUAUCUUCGAAUGCAACUGAAACAGUAUGAUGAAGCUAUCGAAGUCUAUCAACGAGCACUUUCCAUCAGAGACAAAUUUUGUUCAACUGAUCAAGCUGAAAUCGCUAAUAAUCUAGAACGCAUCAGUUAUGUUCUAGAAAAGCAAACAAAGUACGAUGAUGCCAUCGAAUUGAAGCAAAAAGCAUUAAAAAUCUAUGAGACAUUGUAUCCAGAUGGUCAUGCUAGUACAGGUACGUGUCUUAAUUCUAUCGCACGCAUUCUCAGUCAUCAACAAAAAUAUGAUAAAGCGUUUGAAUUUCAACAACAAGCGCUGGCGAUCCGAGAAAAAUGCAGCCCAUGCAAGCAUGCGGAUAUUGGUAGUACUCUCAGUGGCAUGGGUACCACGAUGUCUUUACAAGCUAGAUACAAUGAAGCUUUUGACUUCUAUCAAAAGGCAAUUAUACACUACGAAAAAGAUUAUCCUACUGGAUAUGAGAACAUGGCCAUUACAUUGGGUAAUAUUAGUUCGAUUUUCAAGUUUCGAAGAAACUACGCUGCAGCUCUAAGUAUGCAACAGCGAGCAUUAAAAAUUCGGCAGGAAAAUUGUCCAUUUGCACACUCUACCAUUGCCAAAAAUCUCAAAGACAUGGCUGCUAUAACGCAUCAGCAAGGGAAUUAUGACGAUACUAUAAAUUUUUACCAUCAAGCGCUAUCUAUACUCGAAGAACAUUGUUCAAUGAGUCAUGUUGAAAUAGCUAGUUGUCUACACACGAUGGGGGUUAUUGCAAAUGAAAAGCAAGAUUUUGACCGUGCCAUUCAGUAUUUUGAAAGAUGUCUAUGUAUUAGAGAAACGAGUUUACCUGUAAAUGAUCCUAAAAUUGCUGAUACUCUAAUACAUUUGGGUCAAGUUCAAAGAAGUGGACAUCAUCACGAACUUUCUUUAGCAUAUGAAAUGAAUAGCUGCUUAAUGCGUAUAAAAUUUCAACAAGCGACUACAACAGAAAUUGGUCAAAGUUUUUCUCGCAUCGGUGACAAUUACGAGCAUCUCAAUGAACCUAGAUUGGCCCUUGAUUAUUACAAACGAGCAUUAGCUGUCUAUAAGAAUUGUCUACCUAUCUGGCACCGAUAUCGAUGGAACAUGGAACUCAACAUACAGCGACUCUCAAAAGGAAUAACAACAUAA
Molecule: messenger RNA, 4377 nt
Organism: Rotaria sp. Silwood2
Lineage: Eukaryota; Metazoa; Rotifera; Eurotatoria; Philodinida; Philodinidae
Source: the annotation of a GenBank genome assembly